Molecule: messenger RNA, 1320 nt
Organism: Fraxinus pennsylvanica
Lineage: Eukaryota; Viridiplantae; Streptophyta; Magnoliopsida; Lamiales; Oleaceae
Source: the annotation of a GenBank genome assembly
AUGGAUCCUGCGAAGGUCUAUGGUCAAAUCGAAGAGUUGAUAUCCGAAGAAAACCCCCAUGUACAAAGACUUUACAGCUUGGGGAUUUCGCACAUUUUAGCAGAUGGCCCAGCUGCGCUACAUUUUGUCAGGGAGUGGGCUAGAUUUGCACGCGGUGAGAAGAUUGGCAACGUCCCAUUUCUGGAUAGGAGAGUUUUGCAACUUGCAGAACCAACAAGAAGUUCGAAAUUUGAUCACACAGUCUUGCUGACUCAGCCGCCACUCCUGGUAGGCCAAUCGGACAAUAUGGAGGAGCGGAAGAAGCCAACAACUGUGGCCAUGCUGAAGCUAAGCAAAGAACAAAUCGGUAAAUUGAAAAGCAAGGCAAAUGGAGAUACACCAUACAAAAACACUACUCGUCCAUAUAGCAGAUACGAGGCUGUGGCUGGGCAUAUGUGGAGGUGCGCAUCCAAGGCGCGGGGGCAUGUAAACAAUCAACCAACGAGAUUACACAUAGCUGUCGACUUCAGAAAUAGAAUGCAGCCACCAUUACCACAAGAUUACUUUGGAAAUGCCGUUCUACGCCAAGCAGCAAUAACCACAGCAGGAGAGUUGUUCUCAAACCCCUUGGCUUAUGCUUCGAGUAAGAUACGUGAAGCAGUUGAAAUGGUAACAGAUGAAUAUGUAAGGUCUUGUCUUGCACUGAUUAAGAAUCUACCAGAUGUAUCUAUACAUCGUAAUUUUCAUACAUUAGGGUGUACACUGGGGGGUUUCUUCGGAAACCCUAAUAUGGAAAUCACGAGCUGGACAUCUAUGUCUAUAUAUGAUGCUGAUUUUGGGUUGGGGAAACCGCCACUCCUGGUAGGCCAAUCGGACAAUAUGGAGGAGCGAAAGAAGCCAACAACUGUGGCCAUGCUGAAGCUAAGCAAAGACCAAAUCGGUAAAUUGAAAAGCAAGGCAAACGAAGAUACACCAUACAAAAACACUACUCGUCCAUAUAGUAGAUACGAGGCUGUGGCUGGGCAUAUGUGGAGGUGCGCAUCCAAGGCGCGGGGGCAUGUAAACAAUCAACCAACGAGAUUACACAUAGCUGUCGAUGUCAGAAAUAGAAUGCAGCCACCAUUACCACAAAAUUACUUUGGAAAUGCCGUUCUACGCCAAGCAGCAAUAACCACAGCAGGAGAGUUGUUCUCAAACCCCUUGGCUUAUGCUUCGAGUAAGAUACGUGAAGCAGUUGAAAAGGGUGUACACUGGGGAGUUUCUUCGGAAACCCUAAUAUGGAAAUCACGAGCUGGACAUCUAUGUCUAUAUAUGAUGCUGAUUUUGGGUUGGGAAAAGUAA